AUCUGUUGCCACCAUUUUGAUACCACGAGAAGAGGAAGAUGGCAAACAGAAGAUUUUCAACAAUUCCUUAUGCCUUCAGGAGCUGCUAUCAAAUUUUGCAAACAUCUCAUAGAUUCUGCUACAGGAAUUUGAGUGCUUUUGUAGAAACAAAGGUGGCUUGUUUGCAUCACACUAACUUGCCAAUUCGACGGGCGUCUCAUGGUUUAGUUACUCGGGAGCACGGCAACAUAAGGAUUGUCUGCAGCGUACUCAGCAAGAAUCGAGACAAUUCAAUAUUGGGAAGUACUGAAGCUUAUUAUAAGGAAAAAUUAGAUAACUAUGAAAUUGAACUUGGAUAUAGCGAUGGACUAAGUGGAGCAACGACAUUAGAACAUCCACCAGAGCUCUCUAUUUAUGUACCUUCCACUGAGAUCGCUGCAGAUGAAUUUACAAAAUUGCCUUUGAAAUGUCGAAGUUGUGGGGCUUUCAUGCAGACCCAAGACACAGUUGUGAAAGGGUACAUAUCCCCAAAAAAGCUCCCCUCUUUGCUUAACAACAAUUUCGAGGAGUUGAUUUGCUCUAACUGUUAUUUUUUAAAAUAUGCUAACAAAUCAUUGAAUGUUGGAAUAGACAGAGAUAAUGUUUAUUGGCAAUUUAGUCAUAUGGUAGACAAACCAGCGUUGAUUUUGUAUAUUGUUGAUUUGAUGGACAUGACGGGAUCAGUACUGCCAGAAAUUAUGGAUCUGAUUGGGAAAAAGAAGAAUGUAAUUGUUGUUGGAAAUAAAUUAGAUAUGCUUCCAAGUGAAAGUGAUAAACCAAGAAAACAAGAGCAUGAUACAAUGAAGAUUUUGAGAAAUUUCUGUUUGAAAGAGGGUCUAGACGAAUCUGUGUUAAAAGAUGUAUGUUUAGUGAGUGGACUUACAGGCUACGGAAUUGAGAAAUUAGUAGUACUCAUAAAUAAGCACAGGGAGGUAGAUAUGAACUUAUAUGUUGUGGGAAGCACAAAUGUUGGGAAAUCAACAAUUUUCAAUGUUUUGCAGAAUUUAUGUUCUAUCAGCAAAGAUGCAAACAUCCCAACACAGGCAAUUACACAUUAUUUACCAGGAACAACAUCUGGUUUAGUAAGACAUCAAUUUGCAUUUUGGAGAAUGAAGAAAGUCAGAAGAAUGUUCCUAGAAGCACCACCUAAGGAGAAAGAUUUGGAGGAAACACAGUUUGAAUUUGUGGAUGAUAUAAUAAAGGAGGUGAAGCCAAGCAAAUUUAAAGAUAUUCAAAGUGAUUCACAAGAUGAAAAUUCUGUAGACCUUCUGGUGCAAGAUGGAUUUUCAGAACUGGUUGAUCUACAUUCACUGGAAAAAGAAAAGCGAUGGAUGUAUGAUACCCCUGCAUUAAUGAAUAGCAACCAGAUUACUCAGUUUUUGACACACAAGGAAUUGAAAUUCUUGAAACAUCGUCUUUGGGUUGUCCCAAGAACAUUUAUCAUGAAGCCUGGUAGAUCACUACUGCUUGGAGGACUGGCAAGGAUAGAUUACUGCAGCGUGACCAGAAAGUCCCAAGAUGAUCCUUCACAAGAGGAGGAGGUUCUUAAGGCAAGCCAAUCGGUGUUUUUAACUGUGUUCUGCAGCAAUAACAUCCCGAUUCACCCAACGAGUUCCGAAAGAGCUGAAUCGAUGUUGGAGAGAAAUUAUGGAAAUCAUCUGCUCAAGAUUCCAUUUGAUGACGUGAAUAGACAAGGGAAAUUUCCAGCCUUGGAGCCAAAAAAUUAUGAAAUGGCUGGAGCUGGAUGGGAAAGGAGUGUAGUAGAUCUCUGCAUCGCUGGUUUGGGAUGGAUUGCGGUGACGGCUGGAAAAGGCUUGAUACUCAAGAUUAAUCUUUAUACGCCGAAGAGUAUUGGUCAACAAGUUAGAGAUGAAUGUUUGAUGCCAAAUAGCGUUACAAAGAGAGGUGAAAGAGGGGUUCGUUAUGCUGGACAGAUGAACCGAAACAUUUAUGAAUGCACAAGAAAAGGGAAUCCACAGCUGAUCAAAGCUUUUGAUGGACAGAAUGAAAUAACAAAUGCUUGGUUCCGAAAGAUAGAAGAGAAGCAGAAGUUGCAGCGUUUUGAAAGGAAAACCGAACGACAGAGGCUGUUACUUGCUCAAGGACGGAAAGGCAAAAUGCGCGAACUGUCUGAGAAAGUAGAUUUUAUUGAGAAAGAGGCUAUGAAACUAAAGGAACUGGAAGCUGGCAAGCAGUGAGGUAUGAAUCCUGUUUGUCAACUCUGUUGAACACGCGUCAGUUUAUUUCAAAUCCGUUUUGUGAUUGUUACGUUAGCAUUAAUAUUCUGGUAACUUUUUAUAAGAAUUAAACUUUUCUGGUAGCCUUUAAAAACUAUUCUAGACUAUCAAAUGUUGCCCUUUGAUUUUAUCUAUUUUUAUUUUGAUCUGUUAAGACAAGACCUGGCGAACUCUGUAACAACAUGUAGUUUAUCGAGCCUUUGAAUAGAAAAAGAGGAACAUGGAUUUGACAAGCAAAGGCGUGAAAAAACCAUUCAAACCAUCUGAGAUGCGACUGACUGUACCUAAAAUUUGGACCACUGAAACUUCUCGAAUGUCAAAUGAUUCCAGAGUCAUAUUAUUUAGAUUUCGAGUUUCUG
Molecule: messenger RNA, 2614 nt
Organism: Rhopilema esculentum
Lineage: Eukaryota; Metazoa; Cnidaria; Scyphozoa; Rhizostomeae; Rhizostomatidae
Product: nitric oxide-associated protein 1
Source: RefSeq, a predicted model, not a curated record